AUGUUGUAUCAUGGCAAAAUAAUUGCAAAAAUCUCUUUAGUCAACACCAUCAACUACAACUUACCAGAAGAACACCAGAUGUUCGUUCUGGACAUGAGUUGCAACAAUUCCAAAACCUUCUUAGCAAAUGCAAACAAACAACAGUUUUUUAAGCAACGUUGGGUAAUCUGGAACCACGACACGAUCGACGACUUCAAAUACAUGGACUUUAGAGUUGGAAGCCACGUUUGCACAGUCUCCAAAAUUGGAAUCGAAUACAAAAUCACCUCCUUGUACAGACUCACCUUUAAUUCCACAAACCUGAUCGAAAACGAUUUGGGCACGUGGUCGUAUUUCGGUGGAAUUUCCAUGGCUUAUCACUUCCCCAACGUCAGAAACCGGAGUAACUUGACGGAGUUGCCGUUGGGCGUCUCCUACGUGAUCAUAAAUCCUGACAUAUUGAACCAUUUGAGCGAUUACAGGGACAAGCACGUAGACUCAAUCACAAAGAACAACUACAUUCUGACAAACCAUGUGAUUGAGACCAUGAACGCCACGAUUGUUCCCACUUACAAACCUUCGUGGGGUUACUACAACCAAACCACCAAAAGUUACGAUUUGCAAAGUGGGCUAGCGGAAAUUGGUGGUACUCCUUCUUUCAUAACCAUCGAUAGGUUAAAAAUUGUGGAUUACACAGUCUCCACCACCAAAACCUACUUAAGAUUUAUAUACAGAGAUCCACCUUUGACUUACGUCACCAACAUGUUCACACUACCAUUUGAUACGUAUGUUUGGUACGCUUGCUUAGUUGUUUUUGGUGUCGUUAUGGUCGCUACUUAUGUUAUAGUUUAUUUAGAGUGGAAGGAUCCGAAUUUUAAUGAAACCUUGAACUAUCACGACUUCAUUGCACCUUUAAAACCGGACGUUUCUGAAAUUUGUAUAGCUGGGGUGGGAUUUAUCACCCAACAGGGAACGGAGUGCGAGCCUAAAAGUAAUGGUGGAAGAAUCGCCACGUUUUUCUCCAUGUUAAGUUUUAUAUUUUUGUACUCGGCUUACUCAGCAAACAUUGUUGCUUUGCUACAAUCUACAACUGAUAGUAUUCGCACAUUGGAAGACAUUUACAACUCGAGGAUGAAGCUGGGAACCGAAGACAUUGUCUAUGCUCACUAUUUCUUUGAAGUCAGUUACAGUCCACUGAGGAAACAGAUUUAUGAUCAAAAAAUUGCACCCAAAGGCCAAAAGUCGAAUUUCAUGAAGAUAGAGGAAGGCAUUGCGAGGAUGAAAUCGGAAUUCUUUGCUUUUCACGUGGAACCUUCGCGUGGUUAUAAAGUUGUGGCUGACACGUUUAAGGAGAACGAAAAAUGUGGUAUCAGGGAAUUCAACUUUUUUCCCUAUGUUGUUUCUCCUUGGUCGUUGGCCAGGAAAAAUACUACUUACAGGGAAAUAAUCAAAACCAAUAUGAAACGAAUUGCAGAGUCUGGACUUCAACAAAGAGAAUAUGUGAAGAUAUACACCAAAAAGCCGGUGUGUCAAAGCCAGAGUAGUAAUUUUGGAAGUGUUGGACUUAUUGAUUGUUAUGCGUUGUUCUUGAUUUUUGGUAUUGGUAUAGCUGUUUCUGUCAUCCUUCUUAUUAUUGAGAUUAUAUUUAAAAGACUUAUAGGAAACUUUACUAACGAAGAAGUUAGACCUUCUACUAUAAAACUUGAUGAUGUCGUUAAGUCGUUUAAAGAUCUACCAGUUGUGGAGUAUAUCGAAUAA
Messenger RNA from Aethina tumida (small hive beetle), 1737 nucleotides. Its product is annotated as glutamate [NMDA] receptor subunit 1-like. The record is from RefSeq and is a predicted model, not a curated record. Gene Ontology annotation, molecular function: ligand-gated monoatomic ion channel activity. Lineage: Eukaryota; Metazoa; Arthropoda; Insecta; Coleoptera; Nitidulidae. The coding region runs from base 1 to 1737 and encodes 578 amino acids. Gene Ontology annotation, cellular component: membrane. The transcript is spliced from 5 exons.